UUCUUUUUUUUUUUUCUCCCCUCGAGCAUCUCUUUUCAGUGUGCGCGCGCGCCAUUAAACCAACUCCGGUCCUUGCGUCCCGUUCGUGUGCUUCGCUCCCAAGUUUCCGCGUUGGAGUAGCCCGGCGGUGGCGGCGGCCUCUCGUCAAUCGACUUUCUUAGCGAAACGCUCGUCGCUUCGGCAUCCCGCUACCCUCCAUGAAUAAUUAGCAUUCCUUGUUGCGUGGAAAUCUGCUGCGUGGAAGCUCGCACAUUCAUCAGACUCUGCCAGAGAAUCAGUCGAGGAACGUCACAGCAACAUCAAAUCUGCAACUAAACGUAGAAAAAAAUAUUCAGGAAGAUAGCAAAAUGAACGACCAACAACAACAACGUCACAAAAGCAAUAACGAUGAUCGUACAAAUUUGAUUAUCAAUUAUUUGCCACAAAGUAUGACUGAGAAGGAGCUUUAUAGUAUGUUUGUGACGAUUGGCCCCGUUGAAUCAUGUCGAGUUAUGAAAGAUUAUAAGACUGGUUAUAGUUAUGGAUUUGGCUUUGUCAACUACGCUAAAGCUGAAGAUGCAUCUACAGCUAUCAAUACAUUAAAUGGACUUCAAGUUCAAAACAAGAGAUUAAAAGUUUCCUUCGCUCGACCAUCUGGAGAAGAAAUCAAGGAAACAAAUCUUUAUGUUACGAAUUUGCCUAGAAAUAUUACGGAGAAACAGGUCGAAGACAUUUUCAGUAAAUUUGGUCGCAUUGUCCAGAAAAACAUCUUAAAAGAUAAGCUCACUGGUUUACCAAGAGGUGUGGCCUUUGUGAGGUAUGACAAACGAGAAGAGGCACAAGAUGCAAUUAAUCAACUUCAUGGUACGAUACCUGAAGGGGGUUCUGAGCCUCUUAGUGUUAAAAUAGCCGAAGAACAUGGUAAACAAAAGGCAGCUUACUAUGCUGGAUGGCAAGCUGGUUAUAACCAGAGUCGUGGUGGCGUCGGCGGCGGCGGCGGCGGCGGCGGUGGCGGCGGCGGCGGCGCGGUGGGCAGGGGCCGGGGCGGCUACGGCGGCGUGCCCCCGGGCAUCGGCAUGGGCCUCGGCGGUGGGGCCGGACUGGCGGCCGGGGGUCCGCCCGGGGCGAUGCUCGCCGGUCGGGGUGGCUUCGGCGGGCCCCGGGGCGGUGGCGCCGGCGCCGGUCAUCACGGCUUCGGGGGCGGGCCCGGGGCGGUGCGCAUGGAAAAGCUGCACCCCCACCGCUUCAAUCCUCUGGGGAUGAGCGGGGCGGCCGCGGGGGCGGCCGCGGGCGCCGCGGGAGGGGCAAACGCGCCCGGCGGCUACGCCCAGCCGCACUUCUGGUGACGACCCGCAGUCGACAAGCAGCUCGCGCCCUCGUUCAGCACCGAUCUUUAGAGAUAAAUUCCAAGAAUGUGGCAAUGUGUUCCUGUCAUACCGGCGACACGGAGGAGUCAGCGCGUCAUACUGGCGCUUCCA
Messenger RNA from Ceratosolen solmsi marchali, 1457 nucleotides. RefSeq names its product protein sex-lethal. The transcript has 7 exons. Gene Ontology annotation, cellular component: nucleus; ribonucleoprotein complex. The record is from RefSeq and is a predicted model, not a curated record. Bases 348 to 1325 code for a protein of 325 amino acids. Lineage: Eukaryota; Metazoa; Arthropoda; Insecta; Hymenoptera; Agaonidae. Gene Ontology annotation, molecular function: mRNA binding.